AUGUCUCUCAUUGCCAAAAAUAUAGUGAAAGCAUUGCUUUACUCCUUUUUACUCCUCGCACUCGCACAAAUAUCUCACGCCGACAAGGAGAGGAGCGAUGACAAUAAUAGUGCCAAGAUACCUGCAACUCUACUUUCAACGGCUUUGAAUUACGCGGUACAAUCUGGAUUGGGAGAAGGUGUUGUUCAAAGGGUCUAUGAUAAAAAUAUUGAUGCGCUCUAUCGAGUAGCCAAGUCCAUGUAUGCCAAUCCACGACAAAAUCAGGAUGAAGACGACAAACUGACCUCGGUUCAAAUCUUUCACGCUUUGGCGGAUGGAGAAGAACACCACAUAUUAUCAAUGAUUCAACUCGGAUUCGCGUAUGCAGAGGAAGAUAAGAGCCAAGCCAUUCAGUACUUUGUCCAAGCUGGCGAAGAUGGCCCACAUCAAGCAUCCUUAUACAACGCUGGCCGAUUGUUUGCAGAAGAGGGGGAGUUUGCGGCAGCAUUGGGGUACAUGCGAGCUGCUGUAUCAUUACCAGACUCAAAUUCCGAGUACAGCAGUGAUAAAAUGACGGAUACAGCGAAAGCAGGUUACAAUAGUCUCAAUAUCCAGCUGCAGCAAGUGGAACUUGGCUUGAAUGAGAUGGUGGCCAUAUUUCCCUAUGCGGAUUUGAAAGGCUUUCCACAAGAAGGUAGCAAAGCUGACAAGCUUUGGAACGAAGCCAUGACACUAUUCGAAUCCUUUGGAAAAAAUAAAAAGAUCUCGGAUUUGGAGGCUUGCGUGAAAAAGUUGUCGGACUUUCAAAUGCAACACGACAAGAACAUGACAGCGCUGCAAACGAGUUUACUGAGAAGAAUACUUACAACUGCGCUAGACAUCAUGAGUAAUGAAUUGUAG
Messenger RNA from Cylindrotheca closterium, 879 nucleotides. The record is from the annotation of a GenBank genome assembly. NCBI's taxonomy places the organism in Eukaryota, Bacillariophyta, Bacillariophyceae, Bacillariales, Bacillariaceae.